Molecule: messenger RNA, 3283 nt
Organism: Ilyonectria robusta
Lineage: Eukaryota; Fungi; Ascomycota; Sordariomycetes; Hypocreales; Nectriaceae
Exons: 4
Coding region: 153-2957 (934 amino acids)
Biological process (GO): regulation of DNA-templated transcription; DNA-templated transcription
Molecular function (GO): zinc ion binding; DNA-binding transcription factor activity, RNA polymerase II-specific; DNA binding
Source: RefSeq, a predicted model, not a curated record
CCUCACCCCAACUUCCCGCGAGCGAGCCGUUGAGAUUGCCAUCCGCGACCCCCGAGUCCCUGCCUAUCGCGCUCGGUGUUCGGCUCGUCUGCUAUCAGAUCUAUCUAGAUCGGUCCGGCCUGGCUCCGUUGUCGUUCUGCUGGAAGCUCACAAUGGCGGGAGCGGAGCAGAACGGCAUCGACAUACUGUGCGACGCGGCUGGUUCCGACAUGCUCCUGUCCUCUCUCUUCUCCCUUGCAUCGCCCGCCCAGGACUCGAACCAGAGAGGCCAUCAGGCACAGCAGUCGCAACACCAGCAGCAGCAUUCUCAUCAGCAACAGGAACAUCACCAGCACCAUCCCCCACCGCCGGGACCGCAGGAAGACACCCCUCGGAGCGGACACUCGUCGUUGCCGGCCAAGCGCAAGCUCUCGGAUGCGUCACUUUCAUCCCCAUCACACGUCUGCCACAUCUGCCGGCGCGUAUACGAGCGAGCCGAUCACCUCACCCGGCACCUGAGAUCCCAUGAGAAUGCCCGCCCGUACCAAUGUUCCCGCUGUCCCAAGCGCUUCAACCGAGCCGAUCUCCUCACCAGGCACGAAACCACCCACGAUCGAGAUGGCAUCGCCAAGGACCGCCCGUUCAUACGCCGGAGUGACAGAGCUGCCGAGGCGUGUCUGAACUGCGCCGCUUCCAAGGCAAAAUGCGAAGAUCAGAAGCCGUGUAGCCGUUGCCGCAGCAAGAGUCUCCCCUGCCAGAUGCCCUCACGGCGGGGGAACCAGUACCGCACGGACUCGCAAGCCGGCAUGUCACCCUCGGAGGCUUCAACCAUGGCCUCAGCCAUGGGCAUGGACAACCAGGGUUUCGCAUCCGGGGAUUCGGGCUACCUGAGCAAGCCCUCGACUCUGACCCAAGGUCCACUCAACGAUGGCAGCGCAGAGUACGAAGGUUCGGCGUUCCUCGGCACUUCUAGUAUGGAUGGUCUCACGGACGAUCUUAUGUAUUUCAAUCCAGUCCACAAUCUCUUCCAAGACAUGGACUUUUCCUGGGAUCUGGAUUUCGAUGGGUUUACUAUCCCAAGGCUGGACGUCAACGGGCCGAGUCCCCAAUCUACAAGCACCAUCAACUCAAAGCGAUCUUCGCGCCAUGUGGGCCGUGAUGUGUCUCGCGGACACGCCGCGUUUAAGCGUUCGCCAUGGAUAUUUGAACCAGAUAUGAAAGACUACGUCCACCGUGAGACCGAAGCCUUGACUCUCGAUGACGAAGCACUUCCGGCCUCCUCGGCUUUUGAGAAAUUCGCUAGCAGCUCAAAGACUCGGCUGCAGAUGCCGUCUCACAUGCGCGAUCGUCUCUUUGCAAUGGUUCUGGCCCACAACCCGAAUCCGCAACGAGUUCCGUCUUUUCCGUCUCUGGAACUUCUGAACUACCUGCUCCAGGCCCAUUUCGCCCAGGAAGAGCGGAAGUGCGAUGCAUUGAUCCACAAAGCGUCCUUCGACCCGGCAACAACGAUUCCCGAACUCCUGUCGGCCAUCAUCUCGAGCGGUGCCACGUAUAUUUCGGUCCCCGCUAUUUGGCAGUUCGGCCUUGCUCUCGACGAAGUUGCACGAUUGGCCAUUGCAGGUCGGUUUGAAGGCUCGAAUUCCACAACCCGAGAUUUGAUGACACAUCAGGCAAUGAUGCUCCAUCUCGAUGUCGGGCAAUGGAGCGGGUUUAAUCGUAAAAUGGAAAUCGCCGAAAGUUUCGUUCAACCCCUGUUAACAAUGCUUCGACGGUCCGGAAGAACUUCAUUUUCCUCGGAUUCUGUCUCACAAAUGCCAUCCAUAUCUGACUCCCCUGAAGUCCUGGAUUCCAAAUGGCGACAGUUUGUCGUAUUGGAGUCUUACAAGAGACUUGUCAUCCACAUGUUCUUUCAUGAUAUCCAAUCGUCCAUUGGGCUCUGUAAAAACCCGCUCAUGUCAUACAAUGAGCUUUGUUUCACCCUCCCCGCCUCGCGUGACCUUUGGAGAGCACGGACUGCAGAGGAGUGGCGAGAUGUCUCUCUAACGAAGAAGCCAAUGCCCAACGGCGGAAUUCCGCGAGUGGCCGAGGUGACGCAGUGUAUGACCAUUCUCGAUGAUCUCGAAGAUCGCAUCGACAUUGAACUUUCGUCUACCGCUCUUCUUCAUGGGUUUUGGGGCCAGAUUUGGUCGUAUCGCGAUGCUGUCAAGUUUCAUAGCUCGGGAGGCCCAAAUCGGCGCGGCGGGUCGUCACCGCCAUUGUGGCUCAAGACCCAACAUCAAGAGCUCUACCGAGACAUCGCAGAGUUUUCGAAUCAAAUCCAACACUUGCGAAAACCGAAACCGCAACUUAUUCUCCUUGCAGAGCUAUUCAUGAUGAUCCUUCAUGUCUCACCGAAUGAUCUGCAGCAAUUCGCGGGUAAGAACGGCGAGGAGGAGGCGAGGAGGGCAGCCCAGACUUUGGAGGAGAACUGGUUCUCAGAGUCUGAAUCACGAUAUGCCGCUUGGCACGCCGGUCAAGUUUUCCACUGGGCCCGAAAGCUGGCGCCGACGUCUCUGCGGGGCUUCAAUGCCAUAGCUGUCUACUUUGCUAGCCUCACACUGUGGGCCUAUGGCCUAGCUACCUGCGCUCGCUCAACGAAUGGCCAGAAAGACGGGCGCGGUUCGACUAUCGAAUACGUGCUGAUGGAUGGAGACGAGACCAGGGAGUCGCGGGCCUUCCUGCAACUCGACCGCGGCGUGCCGGGAAUCACAUCCAACGGUGACCCGAGCUCUGGCGCUGAGUCCCUGUCAAACACUGGGAUGAUCUUGACAAUUGCUCGAAAUACCCUUCGCGACAACUUCCCUGUGCGCAAAGAGCCGCUGCCGCCGCUUGUUGAGAGUCUGGGCCAACUCCUCCGCGACUUGGGCUCUGGCCUCGCGGGUCGGGCUUCACGAGCGAUCAGCGAAAACCCACCUCCCAUUAGUGGGCGGUCUCCUUAGUAUUUGCUGCGGCUGCCGAAUCGCUAUUUAAUAUCCUUUUUUUCUGUAUGAUAGUAUGGAAUUUGGAGUUUCUGGAAGGAAAAGCGGUGCCAAGGGAAUUGGCCUCUUGUAUUGAAUCAUAUCGUGUCUACGGAGGGAAGAAAGCGAACGGAUACCAACGAAGGUUGCGCUGUUGUGGCGCUUAGGCUCAUCUUGUUUGGCUAUGAUAUUUAGGUACAAACCACUCACGCUCCUUAAUUUGGUUGUUAACAAAUGAGGUCAAAGCUUUUGUGAGUUUGCUUGAUCGUGACUUGUUUGAGCGGGAAGGUGCAUCGGCAACUCGUUUG